Artibeus jamaicensis (Jamaican fruit-eating bat) is the source of this 2481-nucleotide messenger RNA. RefSeq names its product hepatocyte nuclear factor 4 alpha (gene HNF4A). The coding region runs from base 147 to 1601 and encodes 484 amino acids. The transcript has 10 exons. Gene Ontology annotation, cellular component: nucleus. NCBI's taxonomy places the organism in Eukaryota, Metazoa, Chordata, Mammalia, Chiroptera, Phyllostomidae. Gene Ontology annotation, biological process: positive regulation of transcription by RNA polymerase II; cell differentiation; anatomical structure development. Gene Ontology annotation, molecular function: nuclear receptor activity; RNA polymerase II cis-regulatory region sequence-specific DNA binding; zinc ion binding. The record is from RefSeq and is a predicted model, not a curated record.
CCCAGAGGACAGUCGGAAAGGCAGGCAGGCAGAGAGUGCCCCUGGGAGGAGACGGUGGGGAGGGUGAAGGGCGGGGGCAGCUCAGCCAGGAGCCUCCAAGGUGGGCAUCCUGGGCAGGGCAAGGGACUCAGGCGUGGAGGGGGAGGAUGCGCCUCUCCAAGACCCUUGUCGACAUGGAUAUGGCCGACUACAGCGCCGCGCUGGACCCCGCCUACACCACCCUGGAGUUCGAGAACGUGCAGGUGUUGACGAUGGGCAAUGACACAUCUCCCUCAGAAGGUGCCAACCUCAAUGCGGCCAACAGCCUGGGUGUCAGCGCCUUGUGUGCCAUCUGCGGGGACCGGGCCACAGGCAAGCACUACGGCGCCUCGAGCUGCGAUGGCUGCAAGGGCUUCUUCCGAAGGAGCGUGAGAAAGAACCACAUGUACUCCUGCAGAUUCAGUCGGCAGUGCGUGGUGGACAAGGACAAGAGGAACCAGUGCCGCUACUGCAGGCUCAAGAAGUGCUUCCGGGCUGGCAUGAAGAAGGAAGCUGUGCAGAACGAGCGGGACCGGAUCAGCACUCGCAGGUCAAGCUAUGAGGACAGCAGUCUGCCCUCCAUCAAUGCGCUUCUGCAGGCCGAGGUCCUGUCCCAGCAGAUCACCUCCCCUGUCUCCGGGAUCAAUGGCGACAUCCGGGCAAAGAAGAUCGCCAGCAUCGCAGACGUGUGCGAGUCCAUGAAGGAGCAGCUGCUGGUGCUCGUGGAGUGGGCCAAGUACAUCCCAGCAUUCUGCGAACUCCCCCUGGACGACCAGGUGGCGCUGCUCAGAGCCCACGCCGGCGAGCACCUGCUGCUCGGAGCCACCAAGCGAUCCAUGGUGUUCAAGGACGUUCUGCUGCUCGGGAACGACUACAUCAUCCCGCGGCACUGCCCGGAGCUGGCGGAGAUGAGCCGCGUGUCCAUGCGCAUCCUCGACGAGCUGGUGCUGCCUUUCCAGGAGCUGCAGAUCGACGACAACGAGUACGCCUGCCUGAAAGCCAUCAUCUUCUUCGACCCAGAUGCCAAGGGGUUGAGUGACCCGGGUAAGAUCAAGCGGCUGCGGUCCCAGGUGCAGGUGAGCCUGGAGGACUACAUCAAUGACCGCCAGUACGACUCGCGAGGCCGCUUCGGUGAGCUGCUGCUGCUGCUGCCCACCCUGCAGAGCAUCACCUGGCAGAUGAUCGAGCAGAUCCAGUUUAUCAAGCUCUUCGGCAUGGCCAAGAUCGACAACCUGCUGCAGGAGAUGCUGCUGGGAGGUCCGUGCCAGGCCCAGGAGGGACUGAGAGGAUCCUCCAGUGAUGCCACUCAUGCCCAUCACCCCCUGCACCCUCACCUGAUGCAGGAGCACAUGGGCACCAACGUCAUCGUCGCCAACACGAUGCCUGCGCACCUCAGCAACGGGCAGAUGUGUGAGUGGCCCCGGCCCAGGGGGCAGGCAGCCACCCCUGAGACGCCACAGCCCUCACCACCAGGUGGCUCGGGGUCUGAGCCCUACAAGCUCCUGCCGGGAGCGGUCGCCACCAUUGUCAAGCCCCCUUCCGCUAUCCCCCAGCUGACCAUCACCAAGCAAGAAGUCAUCUAGCAAGCCGCCGGGGGGCCGGGGGUCGGGGGCUCAGCCGGCCCCCCCAGCCCCCUCCGAGAGCCCCUGGUGGUCCCUCGGUCACAGUGAGGGAAGCUGAGACAACGGGGCCAGCCCAAGAGCAGUCACGAGAAGGGCAGAGGGCCCAAGAACUUGGGCUGUGGACCUCGUCACAUUGCCACCCUCCACCCCGGCUCUGGAUGAGGGGCUCUGACUGGGGGAGACCCCGGCUGGAAAACCCUCGGCUGCCUCGGACAGCUUUGCGGAAGCCACUGCCUUCCCCCGUCCGCCUCCGCCCCACCCACUGCACCCACAGAGGACUUGGCUCCAGCGCGGCUCCCUCCCCCUCAGGCCGGUCCUCCUCACCCAGCCCAGCUUGCUGUGUAGGGGCCACAGGCAGGGCGCCCCUUCGGUGGGGCCGGUGGGGUCGGCUUUCGACCCCUUACCGACUCCUCCCUGCUCUGCUGCCCCAGCCUCCAGUGCCCCUUCCAUGUGCUACUGCCACCUCAGCCUGUCAGGUUCUCCAGGGCCACCUCUCCAGAGGCCGAGGAAGACUUGGAGACAGUUCUCCCAGUCACCCUGGGAGCAUUCUCAGAGCCUGGUGGGCUGAGCACAGUGUAACAGAUCGUCGAGAAGGAAGACACUUUCUGCCUCUGACCCACCGUUCUUCCCUUCCUCAGGGACUUGGGUCCGACCCUUGGGGGGACCCCUUGGUUGGGAGUGAUCAUCCCUACAGGCUUUCAACGAUGAAAGAACAACUCGAGGUGGACGACUGCAGCAGGAGCUGCAGGGAAGGCCAGGCCGGUCGGAGAAAGCACCCACACAGGGGCAGACCACGCACUAGGCCCUUGAGGCAGGGUGGGGUUCCGGCUGGUGGAGCAGG